ACCCGGAGGAUAAGAGGAGGGAGGAGCACGUCCAGCUUCCCGCCCGCGCUCCCGGCCGGCUCGGGGCAGGCGCACUGGCGCUGCUCGCUCGCGUCCCCUCCCCCACCUCCGCCGUCGCCAGGGCGCAGGCUCGCGUCUGCGCCGGCGGCUGGGCCCUCGGCAGUCACCCUCUGGUCUCUGCCGGCUUCGCCUUCUGCCUUCUCCCUCCCCGGACGGGCCGGACCCUGGCGGAGCAUCUUGUGACCUUUGACUUAAUUGGUCAUUGAUAUCUCAGCAAGCAUGGAGAUAAGAUUAGAAGUUUUGACUUCAACGAGUAUCAAGCAGAAAAAACCCUGGCCACGAGUCUCCUGGUUGGGACAGGAAAAUGAAGCUGUUUUUCUUUUGGAUGAUAAAUUCAUAAAUGAACUUAAUUUGCUAUCAGGAAGGACAAAGAAGAAAAUUCCCAGUCUCCAGCCUUUGUUGAAGGAUGUUACAGUCCUAACAACGUCCAGUAAUGAUGCCUGGCUGGCUGGGGUACUUGCUACAGGGGAGCUUUUCCUCUGGAACAAAGAUCAAGAUUGUUUGAAAACUAUACAAGCAACUGAAAAGCCUAAAGAAAUGAUUAAAGCUGCAGUAGCAAGCUCUUUGAGACUGUACGUGUAUGUAUCUGGCAAUGGGAAAAGAGUUCUGCUUAUAACUCCUUCUGGAUGCAUAUUUCUUUGGGAAUAUUUGGAAUUCAAGAAUAUCUUAUCUUCUAAAAGCCCUUCAUUGGUGGGCCAAUGGUCCCAGAUCACACCUGAAGAAGCAGUUCAUUUGCCUUCCACUGAAGAUAAAGAAGCUGUAGUGCAUGCUGUCUUUAUAAAAAAUGAGUUAUUUGGAGACUGCUGCUUGUGUUCAUUUACUUUCUAUUCCGGGGAAUGCCUGAAGUUAACAUUUCUAGCAAUUCGGUGGCAUGAAAAUGUAUUUACAUCUAUAAGAUCAUUGACAUACCAUGUUCAGUGGGCACAACAAGAUUGCCUUCUGUGCAGUCUGAUUCCUAAAUGUGAAUCAGUAAAGUCAAGAGGAGCUCUAAUUUCUGCAUUUUCAAGAGAUGGCAUUACCCUGGCAGUAACUCUUAAUCAGAAAGACCCAAAGGCAACUCAGGUAUUAUUUAUAAACACACUGAAUUUUGUUACACUCUGUGGUAGCCUUAAAGGAUGUAGUAAUAAGAAUCCUGUGGUUCCAGCUACACUUAUCAGGUCCUACUGGGUAGGUGAUAUCAGCUGGACUCAUGAUAGUCUUUUUCUGGCUUGUGUGUUAAAACGUGGCUCCCUGGUUUUAUUGACCUGCCAAGGUGAAUUGCUAACGUUAAUUACAUUUGGUUGCUCUAUAGAAUUUGGGCCAGCAGAAUUUAUUCCUCUUCACCCACUAAUAACAUAUAGACCACAGCAGUUUACACUUCAAGAUUCAGAUAAUUCUGUAGAUUCAUCAGCUUCUGAUAGUGACCCUAUGAGACAGAGAUUUUCUAUAAAAGCACAUUCACGGUUACCCUACCUCAUUAUUUCUGAUGGAUACAUGGUCACAACCCUUCGAUUUCUUGAUAAUCUGUCUCCAUCAGAGCUCAUGAGAUCCCUUCUACUUGAUUCAACACAGAGGCUUGAGAAAACAUACCAAAGUUUGAUAUUGUCUAAGCCAAAAGGCCAAGGGCUGAACUUGCAAUCACUGGAUUCCCUAAGAUCUAGCUUGUUAAAACACCACGGAAAUGAAAAUUUAGCUGAUUCUACUGUUCCCAGAUUCUUGCAGGCAGAAGAAACAAUGAAGUUAAAUGGAAAAACAGCAGAUUUGCAGGAUUUUGAAGCUGAAGAAACUAAUGAAGGCGAACAUUUUCCAAACAACUUAUUUUCUUUUUGGAACCAAAAGAAGGAUCUAUUGUUUAGUAGUGCCAAAGAAGGAAGACUGGAAUUUGCUUCUAUGUUUGAUACCAUACAUGCAAAAGAUAAUACUGAGGAGACAGAUAAAACUGUUACAGAACUGCAUUCUGUCCAGAAAAAUCUCCUUGCAGCAUGGACUAUAGGAAUUUCAAAAAAUGUGACAGAAAAAAAUUUAAUGUUAAAUUACACAGUAGUUUGUAUCACUCAUUUUUUGUACAUUCUUCAAUUUAUAAAAUGUCCUUUCUCCAAACUUGAUCUUUUUUUAAGCAAGAGCCCAAGACAUAAUGCAUGGGUACUUUGUAUCUUUCAACUUUUUCAUCAGUGUUUAUCAAUCCAGUACUGGGAUAUGAGAUACAGACAAGAUGUAGGACAUUUGGUAAAGCUGACCUCAAAUACUAUAAAGCUUUUGCUGACACAGCAACAACAGAAUCAGUUAUUCUCAAAGAAGCUUUUAGCCUGUUUUCAUUUACUCAGAAUGGUAGCUGAUCAUUUAAAUGGCGUAUACAGUCUUCAACCAGAAGUUAUUUCAGCAUCAACUGAUGGAAGUAGAACAGCAAAGCAAGACUCAUUGGUGGUACCCAUUUUUCAAAUGUUUCAAGAUAGUGGUGCUCGGAAAAACUGGUCUUGGAAUUCGUCUUUCAAGUUUCGUCCUCAAGUAUUAAAUUUUGUUCAACAGCCAGGACACAGAUUGAUUGUUCUCUGGAGAGUAUUGUACAGAAAAACUUUAUGGUAUCAAACACAAUUAAGUCAAAGCGUUCCUGAAGAUGACAUACAGUUAACUGAAAAGAUGACACAUGAAGCAUCUACUGUCAAGUCCCUGUUAUGUCAUAUACAGGCUAAAUUGCAGACUGCUGGAGUUCUCUUGAACCAGACCUUAGAACUUAAAUCUAUCAAUGGGGAAGAGUGUUUCCUAUUAGGAUCAUAUGAAAAGUCUGUUCAACUAUGGAAGAAAGCUCUUCAAGAAACCCAAGAGAAAGGAGGAAGAAGGAUAUGUUUUCUUCAGAUACGCUAUUAUCUUUCCCUUUUGUACUGCCACCUCUAUAACUAUAAUUUAAAUGAUGCUCAAGGAUUAUGUGAUCAGCUAGUACGAGAAAUACUGAUAUGGUCCCACCUACCUGUAAAGGAAGAUGAAGAUUGUUCAGUUCCUGAGAAGUCUCAUUGUGAGUUUGGAGUGACUGGAAAUGUUCAUCCUGAAGCGGCAGUGAGGGUUAUCCAGUCCAUGGCUCGCUUCAUGGCUUCCUAUUUCACCAAUCAGCUGCUUUGCAUUUUGCCACCUCACAAUGUGAAUGUUCUUCCUCCCCUUCAUGUUAAAACAGAGCAGCCCUUUCGACUUAUUCCUCUGCAACACUCGAAGGUGGCCAGUGUUGUUAGAGAGCAGAAUCUUUCUAAUGUGUGGACAGUUGAAUAUGCCCUUGAAUUAUUAUUUAUUGGUGGCCUGGUUCCAGAAGCUGUGUGGUUGGCACAGAAACUUGGAGACUGGAAGACGUCUGUUUCCAUUGGUGUGGCCUUGCAGCUGUUCUGUAAACAUGAUAGCAAUUUCACAAGGUCCAGGAAAAAGGGUCUGAAUCUACCGUUAAAUAUGACUCCAGCACAGAUUUUCCAGGAAAAACUGCAGUGUUUUUUAGGUCAGCCGGCCUCUUUGGAAGCAAAAAAAGAAAUGGGCUCAAAAUACAAACAGUUUACAGAUCCCAUUGAAGAAGAAGAUGCAGAUCUGCUAUUUGGUUCCGUGCAGGAAGUACUGAAAGCAGCAGUUAUGGCUGAUGCAGAUAUUCUUUCAGAGACAUUUCAGCUUCUGAUAAACUCUGCCAAGGACUUCAGUCAGAGACUGUGGGGCUUAGUGCCCGUCGGCUUGUAUCUUCCAGCUCCUCCAUUAUAUUGUCCUCAGCCAGCUGUUCUUAGUGAAGAAGAUGGUGAUGAUCUUCUUUUAAAAGCUGAAAAAGAUAAUCGCCAAAAGGUGUCUGGAAUCCUUCAACGUGUUCUCUUGCUUUUCCGGGCAGCUCGGUGUUCUUUUCCUGUAGCACAGUGGUACAUCUUGCAGUUGAGAUGGGCAAGAAAAGUCAUGCAGAAGAUUCGAAUGAAAGGAUCCCUUCCUUCAUUGAGUCCUUUCCCUCAGUCGUUACUUAAUUUCUGUAAAGGAGGUGUAGCAUUCUUUCGACCUGGGACAACUGGAGACCACAAGCUUGAUGAAGUGUCCAUUAAAGCAAUAGGUUGCUUCAGAGAACUUUGUGCUUUGUGUUGGAUGCUGCACGUCCGUGAUAAGUUAUCCUAUAGUUGCAGGCAAUAUCAGAAGGCAAGGGAAAAUGUGGAGGGAAAAAAGGACCUCGAAGUGAAGUUUGAUUCUUGUAUGGUUGAGCACUGUCUCAGUGCAGUGGAAUGGGCUUGUAGAAUGCUACCGUUCUCGCGGUUUUCCAAUAUUGAAGAACUUAUUCAGGAUCUAAUUUUGAGCCUCAUUGGAGAACUGCCACCAAUCAGAGAGGUAGCAGAAAUUUUUGUGAAAGCGUUUCCCAAUCCUGAGGACAUAAGGGUUCCUGUAAGAGAAAAAUAUCACUCUCUUCAACAGAGACUCAGACACUAUGUUGUGAAAGGUCCCCAAACUCAGGAAAUGAUGUCUGUUAUCAUGCAUUCUAUCCAUAAAGUGAGGGUGAAAGCUCUGAAACGUGUGCAGAGAAAUAUAGGUUCUUUUGAGAUGAAUAUAUGGGAACCAACUGAAGAAGAAAAACCAGCUGAGGUUCUAGGUUUUGACAAGUUUUCCUUGGGAACUAGUUUGAGCAGGAGCACACUCACAGAACCAGGGAAUUCUGUGGUCCACAGUGAUGCAGAUACAGCUGAUACUUUCUCAGAAGCUUUGUUGGCUGGAGAAAAAAGUAGGAUACAUUUCUCUCAAAGAAAUGCCCCAAAUCACAUGGAAUUAACCUUGAGUGGUGAGCCCAAUGGAAAAAAGAAAAUAUGUAAUCAGAAGGAAAACCCUAAAAGAAAAGAAGAUCAUGAAAAGUUGUCACAAAAUGCACUUCCUGUAAUAGGUGUUUGGGAAUUUGAAUGUGACGAUGAUGAAUAUAUUAAAUUCCUUGAACUCUUCUUGAGUUAUGUUCUUGAAAGAGACCUACUUGGUUCCAAGGAUGCUGGCAUUCCAUUUCUAACUAGCUUUUCUGGACAUCUUAGAGAACAUGAACUUAAUUCUUUACUUUUUGAUGUACAUACAACAUUAAAACGACGUCAGGGCAAAACCAAAAGCCAGAAUGUAUUUAGAGCUGGCUCUUGCUUUGUUGUUGCUCCUGAGUCGUAUGAGUAUGAAAAAUCAGAAAACCAGACACUUUCAGCUUCUGUACUGGUUAAUCAAGGGAUCAGGCCUUUUUUAGAGAACCCUUUGAAUGAAGUCAGUAAAAAUGAAGGGAAGAGUGGGUUGUUUGGUUUAAAACAGAAGUCAUUUUACAGAAUACAAGAUGACAACGCAGAGAAAACUUUAAUACAGAGAUGGUCAAACCAUAGUUUUUGCACUCCCAAGUCUGUUGAAACUAGAAGAUGUAUUUUCAAAGCAAUUCAACGCAAUGAUAUUAACCCUCGAGAAGAUCUUCCUCUAGCACUAAAUAACACAUUUGGCAGUAUAAGAAGGCUGUUGGAAUGGAUGAUAAGAUGGUCUGAUAGAAGACUGCUCUGUGAUUUUGGUCUCACUGCGUCAUCCUGUGAGUACAGUCCCGUCAUUCGUGUAAAGACCUCUACAGCUGCCAUUCUUACAUCAUUGUGGCUUUUGAAACAACCCUAUUUUGCUACAUAUAAGGCAAAAAAUGCCAUUAUUAAGGUGCUAGAGAAUAAUUACCCUGAGCCUCAGAAUGGACCCAAUAUAGAGAGUGAUUAUAAAACAGAUGCUGGUUGUUCUGUUGCAGUAUCCACUCAAGGUGGGAGUGAGGAAAGAAAUGAUCAGAAUGAAUCUUGUCAAAGUAUCUUAAAUAGAAUGCCAACUGAAGUAAAAAAUCCCGAAAUAAAAGGAACCGAUGAUGAAAUUAUUUCUGUCACUGAUGAUACUGAAAAAGUAUUUGUAGAUACUGAGGAGGAUCUUUUAGAAGUAGAAACUUUUGCACAGGAGGAAAUGGAUAUAUACCCAUCAGACUAUGAAGAGGAUGCCAAAGAAUCUGUUGGAAUUGUUAAAAGUCCCAGUAUUGCGUCUUACAUGCAGAUGCAGACCUUACCACAGCAUUUAGAAGAACAUUCCACAGGAGAGGUUCAGUGUCCAAGGGAAGAACUGUUAGAGACAUGUAUGGAGGAAAAAUCAACUGAACAGAAAGGUAUGAUCGAAGGCUUUAUAGAUCCAGAACACAUCACUCCUCAUUCAUUUGGUGUAGAUACAAGUUCAGAAGUUUCUAGUGCACGGAUCUCUGCAUGUAAAGAUAAAUCUUCCUCAGCUCCGCCUUUGGUAUCAAAUAGAGUCACUGUUGCUUCACAAACACCUGGGCCAACAGCUCAGCCAGCCCAGAGAAACGAACCCAGGGCUCAGUUAUCACAUUAUUCCGAUUCUGUUAGGGAAAUGCUCCAAGAUGAAAUGUUUAAAUUAGUUCAGCUGCAACAGAUCAACUUCAUGAGCCUAAUGCAAAUAGUAGGAUCAUCCUUUGCUAACCUCCCAGACAUACAUCAACUUCUACAGCAGUCUCAGUCUGUGCAUUUGGUGGGAAGCCAAGGAUCAAACCCCACAAGAGGGAGUAAUGAUGUUGAAGACACCAGUAGAAAUCUGAAGGAGAGAUUUUUCGUUAAACCACAACCCAUGGGAGAGUACACCAGAGAGCCUGGCAAGAACAGCCCACACUGCCAUAAAGGAAUUGUGCAAUCUGAUGAAAAUAGUAAUGGAAAUUUACAGAAUGUUCCACAUAGGAAUGUUCCUUUUUGUCAAUUAGAAGGCCAAACCCAGAAUAGAGGACUAACUCCAGCAUCUCAGAGCUUACCAACCACUUCAUUGUCUCCAGCCCCUGCUGGAAAUACUCACCUCCACCUUUUGUCCACGUCUUCUGCCAUUCUGAAGACACCUGAACUUAUCCCCACUGCAAAAACUUUCAGACCUGGUGAUGGUUUUCCUUUGCUUCAAUUUCAGCCCAAGCCUGAAUUUAAGCCCCUUUCCUUCCAUACAGAAAGAGUUCCUCAAGUUCCCUUCAGUCCUCCGCCACAGCCAAGAGUGGCUUGGGGAUUAUCUGAUUUCUUCCAGCCUCCUUUGCCAAAGAGAGCAAUGGACACUACUUCAAUGUCCCAUUUGAAUUUGAGCCAGUAUAAUACUGAAGCCAUAAAAAAAGCAGUUGAGCAGAAGAAAUGGGCAGAAACAAUAAUUACAGAAAUUCCUAAGCAUGUGAACUUGGAUCAGUAUGUUGGACAAGAAAACUUGACACCUCAGCAGGACUCUGCAACAUUUAUAAAACCAGAAAAACUGUUUGAUGUUAAGCCCGGGCCCUUUGAGAUAUCUCCUCAGAAUUCUUUUGGACUUCCAUUAUUGCACCUGCAACUUAAACCUCCUUCUGUAUUUUCCUCUGCCUCAAGAGCAUCAGUUACAGUUCCAUCAAUACCUAUUAGAACUGUAGCAGAAGAAAGCAAAUACCCAAGACUAUCACUACUUCAUUCAUGUCUAUCCCAAGAAAAUAUGUACCAAAACCCACAACUUAUUCCACUCGAAAACCUUAUUGCAUUUAAACAAAUGCAACAAAAAUUAACGCAUAAUUUAUUUGAACAAGGCGGUCCUGGACACCUCCAGCUUCUACAAGUCAAAAUAGAAUCAUCUGAAUUGAGACAAGGAAAGGACAGUAAAAAAAGACAAAGACGACGAGCUGAAAGAGAGCUGCAAGAAAAAAGAUCAGAGAAACUAAGGAGAAAACCAAGUGUGACUUUCCAACCAGAGGAUUUCAUCAUUAAUGAUAAUGAUUCAGAAAUAGUUAUGAAGCCCAAGGAGCAACAAGAACAUCAUGGUUCCCAGCCUUUGGAAGACUUUGACAUUCCUUUUGAAAAACUCCAGGAUAAUGUUAAUACUUCAGCUGGAUUGCAUUUCAUGGCCUCUGUAAAAAAGAAAGUUAAAGGAUGUCAGGAUGCAAGUACAAAUACAGACCCAGAUAAAGAUGCUGGUUCUCAAGAAGUUGUUUCUGAAUGUCAUAAAAAUCAGCAAAUCAUUUCUUCCUCAUCAGAACAUGAAUCUUUCAGUGUUCCUCAACUUUUGGCACCAGAUGUAUAUCUGAAUCUCAAACUUUCCACUGAAAUAUCAGAGAAACCUCUGUCACCUUCAGCAAGUGAAACGAUUGGGCACACUUACAUAAAUGUGAUUGACAUUGAAGCUGAUGAUCUACACAAAUUACCUGUUAGAGAAGAGCCUUCAGAUGAUAAUAGUAUCAAACAGCAAAGCGAUCGUCUAGAAGUCCCAUCUUCUGCAGAACUACAUUACAUGGCAGCUUCAGUUACUAAUGCUCUUCCCCUGCACAAUUUUAAGGGUCAAGAAUCUGGCAAUUCUGCUAUGGAUUUAUUGUUUAAACCUGCAGAAGUGUCUCCAACCUUUCUGGAUGGAAGAAGCUGGAGAGCAGGCAUUCCAGAAGUGAAGGAGCCUUGCAUCACCUCACCUCCACCAUCAGACAUACAGCAGGACAAAGAUACUCCGAAGCCAGAUCUUCGAUUCAAGGAACGAAGCUCAAAGUCAGAUGCCUCAGAUUACCCGCUGUGGGAACUACUACAGGAUGUCUCUACCACUCGUCCUGCGCCAAGCUCUGCAGCUCGCCGGCUAGAGCAUCUCACCUCAAAGCUUCAGAAAAUUGAUGAACAGCUGUUAGCAAUACAGAACAUUGCUGAAAACAUAGAGCAGAAUUACCCGAGACGUAUCAUGCUAGACCGACAUUGUAUUAAGGUUGAACCUGUAGAUCACAUUGAGCUGUCUUCUGGCCCCGAAUCUGAAAAAACACUGCCUUCAAAAACCAUUCACAUUCCUGAAGAAGUGCAUUUCCUGACUCAUACGAAUAAAGAAGAUCAAAGGGACAACGAACAGAUUUCAGUAAUGGAAACUCAUCCUAGUCAGAAAACCUGUGUGUUUCCUUCUGCCGAUUCAGCUGUCAGCCUUUCCAGUGACCAGAAUUUGACUUCUCCUGGUGUGAAUAACAGUGAUGAAUUAUUUGAGAGUGUUUCAGUAGAUCCACUCCAGAUGAGUGAACUGACUGAUAUUGCAGACAUUAUCAAUGACCUUAUAACAAAAGAUGGAGUUUCCAGUGAAGAGCUUGGCUUAACAGAACAACAGGCAAGGAGCAUCUCCAGGAUUCAGCAUUCCUCUGGUAGACGUCCACAAAGAACUGAGAAGGAGAGAAAAGAGAUUCAAGUCUGGAUGAAAAGAAAACGAAAAGAAAGAAUGGCAGAGUACUUAAAUCAGCUAGCAGAAAAGAGAGGGCAAGAAUAUCAUCCUUUCUGCCCCAGGAGCAACCCAUUUUACAUGACUUCAAGGGAAAUCAGGCUGAGACAAAAGAUGAAGCACGAAAAAGACAGAUUGCUGCUCUCUGACCACUAUAGUUGUCGAAUCUCACAAGCAUACAGUCUGAUGAAUGAACUGUUAUCUGAAUCAGUACAGCUUCCAGCAACUGCACAGAAACCAUUGCCUAACAAACCCAGACCUGCUCAAAUUCCCAGAAGGCAACGCUCCCUUUCUCCAAGAGGAGAGAAUCGACAUGAUCACAAUUUUCCAAUACAUAGACCUGGAAAAGUCAGAUAUAUGUCCAUCAAACCAAGUUAUACCCAAAAGGGGAGACUUUUGGGGCAAACUCAAGGCUCACCCUGGCCAUGUGGAACUGCUACUUUUACCAUACAGAGGAAAGCUGGUGGAGCCAAAGGGGCAGUAAGAAAGGCUGUGCAGUCUCCAGUUACCGUCCGAAAAGAUUCUUUCAGUGUACAUCACAUCUCUCUUCAGCUGUGUCUAAUCUGCUAUUUAACUCAUUUAUCAAGUUUUAAUGUCGAUGGCUAUACCUCCUAGAAAUUCUACUUGGUCCUUUCCAUACUUUCCCCCACUGUAUGCAUUAAAACCCAAGCCUCCAGUUACUGGGAUUAAUUUGAGUCCUAGAAGCAUCAUCUCCUGUGCUUUUAAUUUUAUAAUCCCAGGCUAGUUUUUUUCUUUCAAAGUUUCUCAUUUUAAUCUUUUGUUACGAUGUUUUCUAAUUUAGAAUACCCCAUAGCUUUUUAUUCUUUUCUAAGCAAAUAUGGAGCAAUGUUUAUUUUAACAGAUAAAAUGCCCCAAAAUACAAUGUUACCCCUAAAAAUAGCUGAAAUUAUAUGUACCUUUGUAUUGUAUUAUGAAGCCUCCAGAGACUCAGGGUUUUGUGUUCUUGAAGUGAGUUAUGACCUAGCAUGAGGCCUUGCCCAUAGAAAGGCAAAGAGAAGUAUUUCCUUCAUUGUUCAGUGUCCAGCGCCUGAGAGUAUGACUCCAGGUUUCUAGCUUGGGUAUUUGUCUAGACUGUGGCCUAAUAAUUGGUCCAGGUUGGGCAAGAGGAGGAGCAGGGUUUUUUUCUAGGGGAGAUGGAGCUAAUGGACUCAGGGUUACUGUUCAGUUUCAGACUCCUCAGGCAAGACUAUAGAGUUAUUUGGCAAUAAAGAAACAGAGGUGGCAUUCACUCUCCUACAGAGAAAGAUGCUACUUUAGGGGAAGCUGGUGCACUUGCCCACUAGUUUCCACUCUGGGGUUUCUUCUUGAUAUAUCACUUACCUUUGACCUUAGAAAGCUUUCCCUGGCCAUGUUGGGGUAGGAACACCCCACCUGGAGAAGCUUUGCACGUGCUCCGUUUCACAGAAUUUUUUUCAUAUUGUAUUUUUAUCUCAAAAUUGGAUAUCCCAAAUAAGUCUAGAGAAAUGCACCUUGAUCUGAAGCAAAGGAAUUUACAAAGCCAUCCCUGUGUAAAGCAAGGUGAGAGAAAGCCAGUGAUAGCCUCUCGAGGUUUGUAGAUACCCCACAGGUAAAAGUUUACCCUAAAAUGUAGGCUUAUUAACCUUAGUAUCAGCCGACUUGGUGAUGAUCUAUCAUUCUUUCUAGAUGGCAGUAAUUAUGUUCAUUUGACAAAACAAGAGUAGCAAAGAUUAGAUACCAAAUUAAUUACAGCGGAGAUAGGGGUGGGAUCAGUUAAUGGUCACAAUCUUUGCUAAUCUCUUAUCAUACCUGGAAGACUUGAAGGAACAACUUCAGCACCUCGCCUCCAUUGUUUCCAUCUACUCUGGAGGGACAGCUUACCCUUGUAGUCACAAUACUGCUUAACUACCUGUUGGUUUCUCUUCUUUUUAUCCUCAGUCUCAACCUUUUCUGUUUUACCAGCUGUUUUUUUUUUUAAACACAGUGUGUUCACAUGUGCAUUCCAAUUGUGCAUUCAUAGAUAUUUUUUCUUUCACAGUUUUUCAAAAAUUGUUCCUUAGUAAUAUUUACUGAAAUAAUUAUUUUAAUAUGAAACUUUCAGUCACACCCCAAAAUACUCAGUGGUGUCUUUAAAUAGCAGAAAAAAAAGUCAGCCCUUUUUCAACUAGAGCACAGUCCUCACAUUGGAUUCUAAAAUGGUGACCACGGGUGCUACAGGAUGAUGUUAACCUUACUUCUGUUUCAGACCCUUGGGGCUAAUCAAAAGAAGAAUCCCUAAGCCCUCCUAUACUGCCACCCUUCUCCCUGUAAUCCAAGAAGCAAGCUAUUGGAAAGCUGCUGCCUUGGGGAUCCAGAUAAAUAGACCUGUUUCUCACUUACAGAUGUGAAGAUUAUCCGAAAGAGCCCUCUAAGUACUAUUCUUCCCUCUCCCAAAAGAACAGAAAGUUAACAUAUUAGCUCAGGUUCUGGGCAUAGAUCAUCUCUCUCAUCUUGGGCAAAUUACAUAACCCCCUAAGCCUCACCUUCCUCAAAUGCAAAAUGGGGAUAGUAACUGUUUCCCCACAGGACUUUCAUGAAGAGUAUUUAUUCUGCAGCAGUCUGUUGAGCUCCUGCUACUUACCAGGCACUGUUAGUCAGGAACAACGCAGAUGGUAGCACAAAAAUAAGAUAUGGGAGACCUUGAAGGUCUCUUUUAGGGGAGGUGUCAUUGGAGUGAAGAUGCUGAAUGUUGAAAAGGGGGUUGUCAUGUAACAAUAAGGAAGAGCAGUUCCAGGCGGAGAGAAGAGCAAGUUCAAAGCCCUGCUACAGAGGCAACCUUGAUAGAUUGCCUGGAUUGGAUUUUACUCUGCAUCCAGUGGGACUCCAUUGGAGGGAAUUAAGCAGGGAGAUAAUAUAAUUUACAUUUUAGAACAUGUGGGAGAAAAAGAACAGAAGGCAGCGGACAAGCACAGAGAUAUUCCUUGGACUAGGGUUAUAAUAAUAAAAAUGGGGGGAAGUCAUUCGAUUUGGAAUAUAGAGCAUUUCCCGGAAUAGGGCAGAAAUUAACAGUUUGACUUUGGACAUGUUAAUAUUGGGAUGUUCAUUGCACAUCCAAGGCAAGGUGUCAAGAAGGCCGUUUGCCCUAUGAAGCUAAAGAUACAGGUUUGAGAGUUGUCAGCAUGUAGGUAUUUCCAGCCAUGGAACUAGAUGAGGUCAGCGAGGGAGGAUGUAGAUGUGUAAGAAGACCAAUGACCAGGUCCUGGGGCUCUCUGGUAAUUCAGUGGACUGAAUGUAGGUAGCGUGCAUAGCCCAUAGUAAAUGCCAAAAUGUGUACUGCUGUUAUUUGGGGGCGGGGGGGGUGCUUAUUUCUUGGAGGUAUCCUUAGCAUGAGGUUGGUAGAGAGAUGAAAGACCAGGUGGCCCAAACUUUAGCACUCUGUUACCUCUUCUUCCCCUCUUCAAGGAGCCACAGGCAUGCUUGUUGGGAGCUGAGUUUACUUCCCAUCGUAUACCCCACAUAUACACCCAUCUCAGGUGUUUCUUCAGGUCACCCAGUAGGGGUAGAAUGUGCUGUAAUACUGGCUUUGGAACAUGAAGUGUGUUAGGUGGGGCCAGCUCCUCCAGGCCUCGUGCAGAGAAGCGCUGUCAAUGGGCCGAUGCGCUAAGCUGCCUGUGGGCGCGAGCUGGGAUCAAUGUUUCUUUUCAGCAAAUACUGAUAUUCAGGAAGGAGGAAGGGGGCCAUAAUGUGUGGCUACUGCACUUACCUUGAUGACUAUGCCCAAAGGUGAAUUGUAGCUGUGAAGCGUGAGUGGCGAUGCCGAGAACAUCACUCCUGUGAAGCUUCCACAAGACUUUCCAUAAGAGAGGCAAGGAAGGCCCAGCUCUCUGAGUUCAUCCAGCUUUUAACUUGGAACUUCUCCAGAGUUCCAUUUUUUUUUUUCUGUGGCCUCUCCUCCCUGGACUCUCUUGUCCUAGAGGUUACUGUUGCUUUUUUUGUUUGUUUUGUUUUGU
Delphinapterus leucas (beluga whale) is the source of this 13205-nucleotide messenger RNA. NCBI's taxonomy places the organism in Eukaryota, Metazoa, Chordata, Mammalia, Artiodactyla, Monodontidae. The record is from RefSeq and is a predicted model, not a curated record.